GCAGAAUAAAAACAAGAGCUAAUCUGGGAGUGAGAGGCUCUGAUAAGACCUGCGAAGAGAGAGAGAAACACACAAGACUAGUAGCUAGAGACACAUUUACUGGACUAAACUUUGUUGAGGAGCUACAGUUCUAGUUAUCAGGAGAAUUAUAGAAACAAUUUGUGGGGAAACAAUGGAUUAUAAUACUGAAAUCAUUCGGGAAACGAAUCCAAUGGACAGCCUGGAGAAACAGCUAAUCUGCCCAAUCUGCUUGGAGAUGUUUAAUAAGCCUGUGGUGAUCCUUCCUUGCCAACAUAACCUGUGCCGCAAGUGUGCCAAUGACGUGUUCCAGGCAGGUAACCCAUACUGGCCCACACGAACUUCAGUAUCUGGAGGUCGGUUCCGCUGCCCAACGUGUAGACAUGAGGUGAUUCUUGACCGCCAUGGGGUUUACGGGCUUCAGAGGAACCUACUUGUUGAAAAUAUCAUAGACAUCUACAAACAGGACUGCACUAGCCGUCCAGACCGUCCAGAAAAUAAAGUGAAUCAUCCAAUGUGUGACAAACAUGAAGAUGAGAAAAUAAACAUUUACUGUGUGACCUGCCAGGUGCCAACCUGCUCCAUGUGCAAAGUGUUUGGUGCCCACAAGGACUGUGAAGUAUCACCUCUCCAGAACAUCUAUCAAAGCCAAAAGACAGAGCUGAGCAGCUGUAUAUCGAUGCUAGUGGCCGGUAAUGAUCGGAUUCAGUGUAUUCUCAGCCAGUUGGAAGAAUCAUGCAGAGCAAUCAAGGAGAACAGCCAACAGAGGAGGGAAUGUGUAAAAGAACUGUUUGAGACUGUCAACAAGAUUAUGGAAGAGAAGAAGACGGAGCUUUUGCAGAAGAUUUCACAGGCAGAGGAGGAGAAGCAGGGUGUAGUGCAAUCCCUUAUACACAAGUUCCAAGAACAACUUCAGUCAUCUUCCACAGUUCUGCAGAAUGCGUUCCAAACCAUGGAGCAGUCUGGGCAUGCUGCCUUUCUGCAAAUAUCCAAGCCGCUCAUUAAAACAAUCAUGGAAGCCUCUAAAGGUUGUCAGCUUGACAAAAUAGAUCCUGGGUUUGAAAACAUGGACCAGUUCACAUUGGACAUAGAUCAUAUCAGUCAAUACCUGAAGAACAUUGAUUUCAGUCCAAGCUAUGAAGAUGAUGAAGACGGAGAGGAUGAUGCAGAAGAAUAUGAAGAAACAGAGGAUGGCAGACUUGAUGGGCUGCAGGAAUUCCGGGACGGGGAGACCGUGUGAAAAAUGGAAUGGUAGGAGGAAGGAGAACGUGUGCCAAAUUUUCCAUAGGAGAAAAGAGAAUGAGUAUCACAUGAGCCCACAAGAAAAUGAGCCCUCGGGCAAUAACUCAGGACUGCUUUAAGAAGACAUUUAGGUCACUGUGAUUAUAGUGUAUAUAUUUGUACAAAUACUUUUUUAACUCUGUGAUUUUCACUCUCGUCAUUGUGUGCUGUGCAUAUGCAAUUCGCCGACCAACUUGGGGGGGGGGGGGGGUUGAAAUGUUAACAGAGGAAUUCAAAGGCUCGUGGAGUCUAAAGAUUUCUUUUUAAUGGGGGGGGGGCAGAAAAUCAGUAAUUGUGAGACAUGGAAAUAAUAUGGGCCUUUGUCUCUGAUAUCAAUUCACUGACAUUUUCUUGCACUUGAAUUAAAUGCUUUUGAUGUUAAUAUUUA
Molecule: messenger RNA, 1687 nt
Organism: Bombina bombina (fire-bellied toad)
Lineage: Eukaryota; Metazoa; Chordata; Amphibia; Anura; Bombinatoridae
Gene: TRIM63
Product: tripartite motif containing 63
Exons: 9
Coding region: 173-1258 (361 amino acids)
Molecular function (GO): zinc ion binding
Source: RefSeq, a predicted model, not a curated record